GGGAGGGAGGGAGCGAGUGAGCUGGGAGAUGUUGACGAAAAUGUGUUGACACAGGCACCAGGAUAGCUGCUCUCAGGGUGUUAGUUUCAGUAUUGAGCAACUGAAUCUGUGGAUGCAGAAGCAAAGCACGAGACAAUCCCAAUGGUGAUCCUGAUAGUUUCAGUAUUGAGCAACUGAAUCUGUGGAUGCAGAAGCAAAGCACGAGACAAUCCCAAUGGUGAUCCUGAAACUGGGUAACUCCCCGACGGAGAAGGAUGAAGGAAUAAUGAGGCUCGCCAAUUACGAGGUUGGCAGAACUCUGGGCACUGGCAGCUUCGCCAAGGUCAAAUUGGCCAAACAUGUCAAUUCUGAUCAGCUCUUUGCCCUCAAGAUCAUCGACAAGACCAAGAUCUUCCAUCUCAAUAUCGCUCAUCAGAUAACACGGGAGAUAGCCACCCUCAAGCUUCUCAAGCAUCCCAACGUCGUCAGAUUACACGAGGUUUUGGCUAGCAAAACGAAAAUUUACUUGGUCUUAGAGUACGUCACUGGAGGAGAAUUGUUUGACAGAAUUGCAUCCAAAGGUAGACUGAAAGAAGCUGAAGGUAGGAAGCUUUUCCAACAGUUAAUUGAUGGUGUGAGCUACUGUCACAAUAAAGGAGUCUUCCACAGGGAUCUUAAGCUGGAGAAUGUACUGGUGGAUGCCCAAGGCAACAUAAAGAUAACCGAUUUUGGCCUUAGUGCUUCGCCCCAGCACAUUCGGGCCGACGGGUUGCUGCAUACAACCUGUGGAAGCCCCUGCUAUGUUGCUCCAGAGGUCCUUGCUAAUAGAGGCUAUGAAGGUGCAACAUCAGAUACGUGGUCAUGUGGUGUUAUCUUGUUUGUAAUCCUAACGGGGUAUCUUCCUUUUGAAGAUCGAAAUAUUGCCGUUCUCUACCAAAAGAUAUCUAAAGGAGAUGUCCGGAUGCCAAAAUGGCUAUCAUCUGGUGCCCAGAACUUGCUAAGGAGGAUUCUUGACCCCAAUCCUCUUACCCGGAUAACACUGGCUGGUAUCAAAGAUGAUGAAUGGUUCCAGCAGGACAAUGUUCCGGCAAAUCCUGAGGACGAAGAGGAAGAGAAAGAGAAUGUGAGUAUCGACGAGGAAGCCUUUUCAAUCCAUGACGCGGCACAUACUAGUCCUGAGUCAUCAACCCUUAUCAAUGCAUUUCAGUUGAUAGCAAUGUCUUCAUGCUUAGACCUCUCAGGUUUCUUCGAGAAAGAGGAUGUUUCUGAGAGGAAGAUGAGAUUUACAUCCAACCAUUCAGCAAAAGAUCUGAUCGCAAAGAUUGAAGACAUUGGAAAAGAAAUGGGUUUUAGAGUCCAGAAGAAAAAUGGAAAAUUGAAAGUGAUACAAGAGAAUAAGGCGCACAGAAGUCUAGGUGGCCUCUCGGUGGCAGCAGAGGUCGUUGAAAUAAGUGCAUCCUUGCAUGUGGUAGAGUUAAUGAAAUCGUUUGGAGACUCUUCUGUAUAUAGGCAGUUAUGCAAGAAACUAUCAGAUGAUUUGGCAGUAGCCCCGAGCCAAGCGCGUGUAAAUUCGGAAGUGGGAGAAGCCGGGGAAAAGAGUUAAGAAGUCAUAUGAUGUGUGUGUUUUCUUUUCUAGGUCAGUUAUCUAUGUGCACAGUUGUAUAACUAAGAUGUGAAUUAAGGGGCUCGUGGCUGGCCCAAAAGGAUCAAAACAAAAAAAAAAAACAAAGGCUAGCUAGAUGUGAAAAUCGAAGUUGGAUACCAAGAGUACCAAUUCUUGAAAAUAGCGACUGUGCGCUCUUUGUUGAACUCGAUGCAACAAUUUUUGCACACAAAUUGUGGAUGUUUUAAUUAAAAGAACAGUACAGCGUCAUCGAAGCUGAGUUUCGUCCAUGUAUCAUGACAAGCAAUUAAUGUAUUGAAAUACAGGCAACAUAUAUUACAAAGUGAGAAAAAAAAAAAAAAAUCUACAAUACAACAUGCUGCGAGCUAAUUUCUCUCCGUGAUAACAGUUAU
Molecule: messenger RNA, 1995 nt
Organism: Prosopis cineraria
Lineage: Eukaryota; Viridiplantae; Streptophyta; Magnoliopsida; Fabales; Fabaceae
Product: CBL-interacting serine/threonine-protein kinase 1-like
Exons: 12
Coding region: 215-1582 (455 amino acids)
Biological process (GO): signal transduction; protein phosphorylation
Molecular function (GO): protein kinase activity; ATP binding
Source: RefSeq, a predicted model, not a curated record